Aspergillus melleus is the source of this 1389-nucleotide messenger RNA. Its product is annotated as UBX domain protein. The transcript has 5 exons. Gene Ontology annotation, molecular function: protein binding. NCBI's taxonomy places the organism in Eukaryota, Fungi, Ascomycota, Eurotiomycetes, Eurotiales, Aspergillaceae. The coding region runs from base 1 to 1389 and encodes 462 amino acids. The record is from RefSeq and is a predicted model, not a curated record.
AUGUUUUAUUCUGGAGGUCUGCAGGAGGGUAUUGCUGAUGCUGUUUGCCAAGGGAAAGCCGUGGUUUGCUUUGUUCGAGAUGACAGCGAGGCGAGCUCGACGUGGGAGAAUGAGUAUUUCACGGAUAGCGAGUUCGCGCAACUCCUCGAGUCAACAUCUGUCCUGUUGCGACUCACCAAGGAUAGUCAGGAAGCGGGCUUCUUGACAUCUUUCUGCCCUGUUACGAAGUUUCCGGCUGUUGUUGUCAUCAAGCAUGGAACCCUGCGAGAGUAUAUCAUUCCGGAUAUUGAGAAGGAGGGCUUUCAGGAGCGGUUGAGAGCUGCGGUUGCCGAUGCGGAUGCUCAGUCUCAGGCGCCGACGCAGUCGAUAGGACAGAGUAGUUCUGCGGCAACGACGCAUACGGCUGCGCCGGUUUCUGGACCAGAGCCGACGACAGCGUCUACAACGACACCUCUAUCUGAACCCACACCUGUCUCUCCUGCUUCGGUGCCAGCGGCGCUUCGACAUCAACCCGCCGAGUCGACACAAUCGCCCCAGCAGCAGGGAGACGAAGCAACGGCGGGAAAGAAGACGCAGAAACUAGAACCGUCUCAAUCACCUUCGACAAAGACAACAAAGAAGCCUGCACCUCUGCCCCAAAAGAAGGAAGCUGCACCCGCUCCCAAGAUUACUAUCAAGAAGCACGACAAACCAGCAACAUCCUCACGAACCCUGAGCGUCGACAUGCCGACCCCCCCUCCCCCUGAAACGGAGCAAGAGCCCGCACCCAAACCCCAGCCAACGCCCCCACGACAGUACCGUCUUCAAGUCCGACUAUUCGACGGAAGUUCCGUGCGCUCAAGCUUUACUCCUUCGCAGACCAUUCGCGGAGACGUACGCCCCUGGGUUGACAGCCAGCUGGAGGAGAAACGCCCCUACAACCUCAAGCACAUCCUAACCCCUCUCCCGAACCGAACCCUCACUAUCGCCGAGGAGGAACAGGCGCUCGCAGAACUAGGUCUUGGGUCGACGGCGAACCUCGUCAUGGUUCCGAUCAACACCUACACGGAGGCGUAUUCAACAUCCGGGGCUAGUCUCCCUGUCCGCGCCGUCUCGUCCGCCUACGGGCUUGUGUCGUCUGUUGUCGGGACCGCUACAGGUCUCGUCGGAUCCUUGCUCGGCUACGGCCAGCCAUCACCAGCACCUCAGACGGCGCCGUCGACCGGUUCUGCUCAGCCCGGGACUUCGACCCCGCCAGGCGCAGCGAGACCGCGCCCAACCGGGUCCGGGGGACUCAAUAUCCGGACAUUACACGAUCAGCGUGAAGAGCGGGAUGACAGCCAGUUGUACAACGGGAAUCAGCUUAAUUUCCAACCUCGACGGGAUGAAAACGGACGACCCUUGCAAUAG